Molecule: messenger RNA, 1163 nt
Organism: Pipistrellus kuhlii (Kuhl's pipistrelle)
Lineage: Eukaryota; Metazoa; Chordata; Mammalia; Chiroptera; Vespertilionidae
Product: translation initiation factor IF-2-like
Exons: 2
Coding region: 1-1014 (337 amino acids)
Source: RefSeq, a predicted model, not a curated record
AUGGUCACACGGGGGGACAGACACGGGACGGUCAGACCCAGGAUGGUCACACGGGGGGACAGACACGGGGACGGUCAGACCCAGGAUGGUCACACGGGGGGACAGACACGGGGACGGUCAGACCCAGGAUGGUCACACGGGGGGACAGACACGGGGACGGUCAGACCCAGGAUGGUCACACGGGGGGACAGACACGGGGACGGUCAGACCCAGGAUGGUCACACGGGGGGACAGACACGGGGACGGCCAGACCCAGGAUGGCCAGAUCCCGGACGGUCAGACACGGGAUGGCCAGACCCAGGAUGGCCAGAUACGGGACGGUCAGACGCGAUGGCCAGACCCAGGAUGGCCAGAUACGGGACGGUCAGACACGCGAUGGCCAGACCCAGGAUGGCCAGAUACGGGACGGUCAGACACGCGAUGGCCAGACCCGGGAUGGUCACACGGGGGGACAGACACGGGGACGGCCAGACCCAGGAUGGUCACACGGGGGGACAGACACGGGGACGGCCAGACCCAGGAUGGCCACACGGGGGGACAGACACGGGGACGGCCAGACCCAGGAUGGUCACACGGGGGGACAGACACGGGGACGACCAGACCCAGGAUGGUCACACAGGGGGACAGACACGGGGACGGCCAGACCCAGGAUGGCCAGAUCCUGGAUGGUCAGACACGCGAUGGCCAGACCCAGGAUGGCCAGAUCCUGGACGGUCAGACACGGGAUGGCCAGACCCAGGAUGGCCAGAUACGGGACGGUCAGACACGGGAUGGCCAGACCCAGGGAUGGCCAGACCCAGGACGGCCAGACCUGGGACAGUCAGAUGUGAGGACAUUCAGACACGGGGACGGCCAGACGCGGGACAGUCAGACGCAGGGAUGGCUCCUGAGCCUCGCUGUCAUCCGGGGAUGAGCUGGGCUGCACCGCGCCUUCUGUGGCCUCGUGUCGCCCCAGCCUCGAGGGCAGAGAAGCCCACGGUGUCUGUCGCGGGCAGCUCCACGCUCCGGUUUUAAAAUGACCUGCGAUUCUGCACUCAGACUUCUGUUCCCUCUGGGGCUGUGCUCAGCCAGAACUGUGAAUAGUGUUUUUUAAGAUUAAUAUAUUUCUGAUAUUUAAUAGGAGAUAGGAGGAGGGAAGGUCAGAGUAAAUGCUACAUCUGCUU